Adineta steineri is the source of this 2046-nucleotide messenger RNA. Lineage: Eukaryota; Metazoa; Rotifera; Eurotatoria; Adinetida; Adinetidae. The record is from the annotation of a GenBank genome assembly.
AUGAAGUGUUACUUACUAGUACUCGUCUUAGCAUAUUUUCAAUGUUUUUCAACAGAAACACUUCAAAAGUUAACUAUUGAUGAGUUUCUCAAUUCAACCCAAUAUAAAUCAUUGAGUCUUUCACCUAAUGCUGAUUAUUUACUAGUUCACAGUUUACGUCCUGUGUGGGAAUCUAAUCGAUAUGAAGAUGCAUUGUGGCUUCAUCAAACUAAAACUAGACAAAAAAAAUUGAUUACUAAUCAACUUCAUUCUAAUAUCAAACCUAAAUGGUCACCAACUGGUACUUGGUUUUACUACUUAGUCAAUGCCGUUAAUGAACGUUCUCAAUCAUCGAAAAAUGAAAAAUAUCUUCAUUUAUAUAAUAUUAUUUCCGAAGAAACGUUAUUGAUUGAUGUUGGAACCCAAAAUCCACUGGCAAUCACAUGGGGAAAUGAUGAUAAUUCACUUUAUUUCAUUUCAAUAGCAUCAUCCCAAGAAGGUAACAAGAUGAACGAAAACGAAUGGAAGGAUGUUAUUCAAUAUCGACAACGAAAACACACAGAUAGCAGUACUUUCUAUCGUAUUGAUAUUAAGAAUAAAGAUCAGAAAAUAUCUGUGAAAAUCACGACUAUUAUCAAUAUCGAUUUUCUAGUUGGUGAACUUUUAUUGGCUCCAGCGGAAAAUAAACUUGUCUUUACAUCCGUAUCAGCACUUGUCGAAAAUCCGCAUGAUUUCGAAAUAUAUGCACUUGAUCUCAGAAAUGUAUCUUUACUAUCGAAAUUGACAGAUAACAAAGUUGUAGAACAAAAUCUGCAAUUAUCACCUGACGGUAAACACCUAUUCUUUGUAACAAUUUCCUUAGAGCCGACUGGCGGAAAAUAUAACGAUAAACAAAAUACAUUAGACUCAAUCGAUUUAACAAAUGGAAAGAUUGAACAUUGGGGAAAAGGCUUCAAUGGAAAUAUUAGGAGUUAUACAAUUCGAUCACAGGGUGGUGUUUAUAUACUUGGACAAUUAGGAAUCAAUGUUCAAUUAUAUGUACAACAAUCAUCAACAAAAUAUGUAAUGUUACAACAUGGAUGGGAAGGAACGUAUCAAUUAAUUUCAUCGGGCUCAUCCCCACAUUCAUUAUCGAUUGCAUUCGGUCAUUCAUCAUUCGAAAGACCAUUCGAGAUUUAUUUUAUUGAACAUAUCAAUCAAUUAUAUGUCGCGAAAGCUAUUACUUGUGGAAAUCAGCUUCUUCGUGAACGAAAUUUACCUCGAGCAAAAAUAUAUCGAUGGAUUAAUAGUGAAGAUGAUCGUAUAAUCGAAGGAAUUCUACAUUAUCCACCAGGAAAGUUUGGAUGUAAAAAUCUACCAUUAUUUGUACUUAUUCAUGGAGGUCCAAAUGCUGCAAGUCUCAAUAUGUUAAUAGGGGAUUAUUAUUCGUGGGCUCCAUUAGCAGCCACAGAAGGUUGGUUAGUUCUUGAACCUAAUUAUCGAGGUACGGGAGGAUAUGGUGACGAAUUUCUAAGUGAAAUUAUUGGUCAUCCUUUAUCUCGACCAGGACGAGAUAUUCUUGCUGGUGUUGAUAGUUUAAUCAGCGAUGGCAUCGCUAAUCCAAAUAGACUUACUGUUGGAGGUUAUAGUUAUGGUGGAUUUUUAACAAACUGGUUGAUUACUCAAACAACACGUUUUAAUGCUGCUGUAUCGGGUGCUGGGCCAGCUGAACAUGUUUCCCUUUGGGGUUCAAUAGAUAUGCCUGUGUAUGUUGCAACUUAUAUUGGUGGAUAUCCGUGGGAAAUACCAGAAACUUAUUAUAACGAAUCAAUUAUGUUUAAAUUAGGUCACGUCCAAACGCCAACACACAUUGUUAGUGGUGCAAAUGAUCUGCGUGUUCCUCCGUCUGAAAGUUUAAUGUUAGAGCGUGGUUUACACUAUCUUGGUGUUCCUGCGAAAUUGUUAUUUUUUCCAAAUGAAGAUCACGAUCUGACUAUCAAUCCAUGGCAUGGAAAAAUUAAAGUUCGAGAAGAACUUAAAUGGCUUAACAAAUAUGGACAUACAUCGCUAAAUAAGACAAUAAACUAG